AGGAGUGAUUUACUAUUUGAUAGCCCAAAUGUUUUACGUUCCUGCUUUUAUCAUUUCUGAUAUAAACAAACAAAUGUCAUUUAUAUAUAAUGAGUUGGUUUGAUACAACCGGCAUUGCGAAUCUCGCAAAAUCAGCUUUGAAAGAAGCACAAAAAACUAUUGACAAAGCAUUAGAUAUUAAAGAAGAUGAUGACAUAGACGGCAACUUGGAGUCUGAAGAAUCUCAAAGCAAGAUGAGUGAGACCAUUAUUACACAAAGCCCUUCUCAGCUACAAAGUCCAUCAUCUGGUAUUUCUACAAGUAUUUGGGGCUCAUUUACUGGAUCGUUUUUUGAUCCUAAAGAAACAAAAAAUUUAAACACAGAUUUAGGUGAUGAUAGACAUGGGGUGUCUAGCAGAAUUGGCAAUAGCCAGUUAGUUGUACAAAUGUCUAUAGAAGAAACUCCUGAGCCAUGUAGAGGUAGCUCAUUAGAAGUUUCCUCAGAAAAUGAAAACAAACAAAUUAAACAUAGGGAUCAUUCCAACACAAUAAGCAACCACAAUCGAUUGUCUACAAUUUCUAAUGAAAGCAAUAAUAACAGUACAGAAUCUUUAGAGCUUUUAAGCCUUCCAACGACACCUGGAUCAAAUUUAACAUCUCCAAGCUCUGCCCCAAUAGGCACUACAUCUGAAUCAGUAGAAAUCCUAGCCAUUGGCAGUGAAAGUCACCGAUUGUCAAUGUGUACAAAUAGUGGUAAUACAUCACCAUUCAUAAGCCCUACAGAUACUAGUGUUGAACUUGUCACUCCCAGCAGUAGUGAACAUACUCCCACAGAUUCUAAAGAUAGAUUCUGUAAAACGUCUCCUGAUAGUGUAGAAGUUAUACCUGAUGAUCUUUGUGAAGAAGACUUAAGUAUAGCAGAUGACUCUGUUUCUUACAAUUCUGUUUCUGAAAAUACAGCUAUAACAGUUUUAGAACCCUUACGACCUUUUCUUAUGCAGAUGGGUGAUUCUGGUCAUAGUGAAUUGUCUACAUCAUCUGACCGUACAAUUGAUGUUCCAAUUACCAGAGCCCCUGUAAAAACUGGUUUGCAUUUAUGUCUGGAACAAGACUUAAAUACUAGUAGAUUAGAAAUGAAAGAAUCUGAAUUCAUUCCCUCAGUCAUCGGAGCAAGUUAUGAAUCUGAGGGUUCAGGAAGUGAAAAAACGAUUAUAGUAGAUGAGUCAACAAAUGUUGUCCAGUCCAUGCUGGAAGAAGCAAUGACUGAAAAAUUAUGCAAUCAGUCUACUUUAUCUGAAUCCAUGCAGAGUUUUGAAGAUGUUAGAUCCAUAACUUCAUCAAAUAAUCGAGAAUUUUCACCUAUUUCUUCUGAGAAGAGCAGUGAUAUUGUUAAAGUAGGAUCAGAGCAAACAUCAGAACAUACUUCAGCUGAUGAAUUGGAAACAACAACGUCGUCUGAUAUUGAAAUCAUUUCAAGCCCAAAUGGUGACUCAAGCAGUACUCAGAGUAGAUUGAGCCCAGCUGUAGGUAAAAUAACUCAUCAACUUGCAAAACACGAUUUGGUAUCAAAAGAUAUUUCUAAAACCAGAGGCCAUUGUAGAGAACCUAGUGAAACUUCAAGUCAUAGCAUGAGUGAAGAUUCUGAACAUGAUAAAUUAGCAAAAACAAUAAUAGAAUUGACGGAUCUUUUAGAAGCUCGUGAAAAUAAACUUUUGGAAAUUGGUCGCAAAAAUGCAGAAUUAAUGGAAGCUAACGUUGACCUAAGAAACCAAUUGGAAUCCAAUAAAUAUAAACAAGAUGCAAUGGAUGUAUGUAGUGUAACUGAAGAAUAUACGCAAAGACUAUCGGCGCUCGAAAAGAAAUUUCAACAAGCGAUUCGAGAUAAAGAUAAUUUGAGAAAACAACUAGAAACGGUAAAACAAGAAACGGCCAUGAGGAUGAGCAGGAGUGAAAUCGAAAGUACUAUAAGCGAAAAAGAGCAAAUUAUUAGAGAAUUGAGGGAAGAAGGUGAAAAACUAUCGAAGCAGCAGCUACAGUAUGGUAACAUCAUUAAAAAGUUAAGGGCUAAAGAGAAAGAGAACGAAGCUUUCAUGAAAAAACAGCGAGAUGAAAUUGAAUCGCUGACACAAGAAUCCGAAAGACUGAAAAGGUCCCUAAGUGCCAAGAAUGAUAUGGAGCGCGACCAGGUCGCCGCUAUCGACCGCCUUACCUCGGAGAACGCAAAACUGGUGCGUGACGUAGCGCAAUACCGCGGCGAAGUGGAGGACCACUUGCAGAAGCAAGAAACAAUGAAAAAGUCCCUUGACGCAGCACGACAAGAAUUAUCUGAACGAUGCAGGGCUACCGGUGAAUUAAGUAGGCGCGACAAAGCCUUGACGAAUUUAGAAGCUGAGAAACGUAGGUGUGAAGAACACAACGCACUUCUUCUAUCCCAAAUUGAUGACCUGCGAAUACAAAUAACCCAAAGCGAGCUUUCGCAUCGCGAACGGGCUGAACGAGCACGCUUGGAAAAGGAGGCCUUAAUAAGGCGCGCGGAAGAUGCCGAACUGCGUGCCGAACAACUCGCUGAAAGUGGAAUUGAAACCACAAAACCUCUCUUGAGACAACUUGAAAUGAUGCAAGAAACAUCUGCAAAAAGAAGUAAGGCCUGGGAAAAACAAGAAAGCAUAUUAGUGGAAAAAUUAGAGGAUUCGCAAAAUGCCUUAAAAAUAAUGAGAGAAAAUGAAAAAACCACCAAAGAAGAAAUAGCACAGUUGCGAAUAAAAAUUAAUGAUCUGAAUGAGAAAUUGAACAAAUCUAUGGAGAAUGAAAAUAAACUAACUUUGGAAUUGGAAUCUGCAAGAACUAAAUUAGAAGAAGUUAAGCAGGAGACUGAAAAGAAUCAAACUGAAGAAUCAACUCAAUUAAAAGUCCUUCAUGACCGUAUUACUGAACUUUCGAAUCAGUUAUCUUAUACACAGAAUCAAUUAUCAAUUGAGAGAGCAAAUUGUGAAUCUGAAAAACGAAAAGUAAAUAAUCUUCAAGAAAUGCUGAACAAAGAAAAAACUCAAUCUUCAAUGGUGACAUUCAGCUCGAGCACACCUAUGCAGGAUCUUAGUCAGUUAAAACAAUCAAGAGAGUCAUCACCAACCUUAAGUUUAGGAAGAAUGAGUGGCUCAGGAUCUGCCCACAGUGCAUUGUGGCAUUUGGAUGAUUCAGCGGACUGCAACUCGAGUCUGGCCGACGGAGGUGCUGGUUCCAUGUACGAUGUCUACCGUGCAGGCCAUUCUACCCAAGUACUUGAAUCCUUACAAUCCCUAGUCAAACAGCGCGACGGAGAAAUUCAACAAUUAAACCAUGAAAUAACAAGACUUACUUCAGAAAGAGAUUGUUUAUCUGCUGAAAUGGCCAAACUCACUGUAGAAUUAGACAGGAAUAUGGAGAGGCUGGAAGAAAAUGCAGAAAUAGCAGAACAGAUGGCUCAACUUCAAAGGCAGUAUGAUGCCUUGUUGCAAAUGUAUGGUGAGAAAAUGGAAGAAAAUCAAGAGCUGAUGUUAGAUUUACAAGAUGUUAAGGAUAUGUAUAAGGUACAGAUAGAUGAACUAAUGGCAAAACAAGAUAAUAAAUAAUGGACUGAUAUUAUUUGAACUUAAUUUUUACUGUCAAGUAACCAUCAUAUGUACCGUUCUAUCAAUUCAUGAACAAUUGAUAUAAUAGUGUUGUGAACACCCACUAAUACAUUUGAAGACAUAAUAUUCACAUAUGCGCUUGCUUUCGAGGCACGUUCUGAAAACAACGUCAUGUGAAUUGUAGGCUACCAUAUUCUUCACACUUUUUUCACAAUUUAUUAUAAACACUAUGUUCAAAUAAAAGGCUUACUAUAUGUGAUCAAAAUUAGAGAAAAUUAUGAAACGUAAUAGCAUUAUAUUCGACAGAAAUAUACGU
Ctenocephalides felis (cat flea) is the source of this 3903-nucleotide messenger RNA. Its product is annotated as TATA element modulatory factor-like. The record is from RefSeq and is a predicted model, not a curated record. NCBI's taxonomy places the organism in Eukaryota, Metazoa, Arthropoda, Insecta, Siphonaptera, Pulicidae. The coding region runs from base 90 to 3587 and encodes 1165 amino acids. The transcript is spliced from 7 exons. Gene Ontology annotation, cellular component: Golgi apparatus; endoplasmic reticulum.